Neurospora tetrasperma FGSC 2508 is the source of this 901-nucleotide messenger RNA. RefSeq lists its product as uncharacterized. NCBI's taxonomy places the organism in Eukaryota, Fungi, Ascomycota, Sordariomycetes, Sordariales, Sordariaceae. The record is from RefSeq and is a predicted model, not a curated record. The transcript is spliced from 3 exons. The coding region runs from base 1 to 777 and encodes 258 amino acids.
AUGUUUUGUUUCCUCAGUCUUGUUGGGGUCCUCGUGAAAACUAGACUCUUGAGUUCCGCGAUCACUCCUGGCGGCUUUUCCUCUGCCACUCCGCUAAACCAACCCAUCAGCAGCGCAAAAGACCUCCUCAAACGGAUUGAUCCCAUCUACCUCAUUUGGCCUCUACUCCCUUCUCUCUUCAUUUGUAUCUCGAUCCUCCCAGGCAUUUGUUUUCUUCUCCCUCGAAAGAUGGCGGAGAUCCACGCCAUCUGCACCACUCUCGGAGAGAUCUCCCGACGACUCAACAAUGUAAGUAGAAUCUCUGCAAAAAUUGCUAUUCACAUGCAGAAAUGCUCAGCAUGGUACAAGCAAAACCCGCGAUUGAGGAAAUGGUGGUCAACCGCUUGCUUGGCCAUCACGGUGUUUGUGGCAUUACAGAUCUUCAGUGCAUGGCGUCUUAGCAAAAAGCCACGGCAGACAUUCCAGCAACCCAAAGACACCAAGGCCACCGUCACAGCAUCCACACUUCCCACCUCCCAUACAAUAUGUCCCACACCCGUGCAACAGACUCAGCGCAUUAACGAUGGUCUCUCUUCGGAUCGACGGCUAUUGAGAGAGAACAACCACAAGAUUGUGACACCUGCGGUCACCCAACUCCUAUCCAACAUGUGCGGUCUGCAUCCUCACGAAGUCCUAUGGGUCCGCAGCACUGUUUCCGCUUGGCUCGGCAGAGUGGGAUGGGAAAGUGUCGCCUGGCUGUGGUCAUUUGUUGGGGGACUACCGAUUCGGAGGUCAUAAUAUGAUCAAGGAACCUGAAGGUGUCCUUUUGGUCUGCUACGUGGGGAAUUUAGGAAACACUACUGGCCGAUUUUGCAAUCCUUUCGUCGUUGAUCGGCUACUCACUGGUGUUUCCUCAUUUUUU